This is a messenger RNA of Ctenocephalides felis (cat flea), 1940 nucleotides long. RefSeq names its product cyclic AMP-dependent transcription factor ATF-6 alpha-like. Gene Ontology annotation, cellular component: nucleus. Gene Ontology annotation, molecular function: DNA-binding transcription factor activity, RNA polymerase II-specific; RNA polymerase II cis-regulatory region sequence-specific DNA binding. The transcript has 6 exons. Lineage: Eukaryota; Metazoa; Arthropoda; Insecta; Siphonaptera; Pulicidae. Gene Ontology annotation, biological process: regulation of transcription by RNA polymerase II; endoplasmic reticulum unfolded protein response. Bases 99 to 1904 code for a protein of 601 amino acids. The record is from RefSeq and is a predicted model, not a curated record.
UCGACGUGUCAAAAUAUACCGAUUAGUAUUAAAAAUAAAACAUGAAUUAGAUAGAUAAGUUAGCCGUUUCUUCAAUAUUUUAGUGCAUUUGUAUAAAAAUGUUAAUAAACGGUGAUAAUUCCAUUGAUUUAACAACAGACAUGUCGGAGGAUAUGCAGCAGAAUGAUUCGUUCUUUUAUGAUAAUAUAGGAGAUCACCAAGAUCUUCUAUCAGCUCUCUCGCAAGACUUAGACAUCCCUAUGCUACUAGACCAAGACCCCUUCACGGCUUUACUAGAAAGUCCUUUAUCAAGCGAUUCAAUCACUGAAAACCCACCAUGGAGCUUAGACGACAUUAUAUCUUACGAACUGAAUGAAUCCCAAGACAACAUUAAACAGGAAUACAAACAUGAGCCGGUCUCACCUUUGCGAAGCACGCCCAGUCCAUCAUCUUUAUCUAACUCCAGCAAUGAAAUCAAUUUGGAAAAUCUCAAAAACGAGGUUACCAUCAACAAUCAUUUGGACACUCCACCAAUAUCGCCACAAGAGGGGUGUGUUAUUUCACCCAAAAUCAAUUUUCAACAUGAGUCUUUGAUGCAACCGGUUGUUAUCGCACAGAAUCCGGUUCAGUAUAUACAGAUUCCACAGGAUAAUAUGCAGAUUAUCACCAAGAGCGCUCCUGGGGCACUCAAAAGGCCGCUGAUUCAGCCUAAACCGAUAAACGGGGCUGUUAUUACAAAGCGUAAAAAUUCUAUUGUUUUAUCACCGCAACAGUUUGCAAAUUUAGCUAAAUUGGGAAAAUUAAAGAAUGAUAUUAGUGAAAUCAAGCAGGAUCUUGUCAAUAUAAAUAAUGUAUCCACGAUAAAUCCACCCCAAAAAGCAAAACAAAUUCCAAAUUUCGAAUCCAGGCCAGGCAGUAGUUUAUUGAAUGUUGACAAAGAUUUAGAAUCAAGAGCUUUUAAAAAGCAUCAGCGUAUGAUAAAAAACAGAGCAUCAGCGUGUCUGUCCAGGAAAAAGAAAAAAGAAUAUUUGACAUUGUUAGAAAAUAAAGUUGCUGAACUCACACAAGAAAAUAAUCUAUUAAAACAGGAAAAUGCACAACUUCGAGCCCGUUUAUCAGCUCAAUGUAUUGACGAAGACAAACCAAAUCAGCAUCAUAAUUUAAUAAAUAUUUCAGCAAACGCUCGUAAAAACACGGCGUUUUUAUUAGCAAUGCUCGUUAUGGUUUCAUUCAAUAUAGGAUCAUUUGGUUUCAACAAUAUGUUUAUGAAAACGGACAUUUCAGCGUUUGAAAAUUCAGAAAUUCCUAAAGAUGUUCCAGUCGGCCGGCAUUUGCUCUGGGUCGACGAUCAAAAUUUGGAUUAUGAUAGUGCAGAGAUUAAAAUCAACUUAACAAGUAUGCCUUCAAAAUUCCAAGACUUCAAAACCCAAACAGGCAUUCACCCUAUAUGCCCAAUGUACAUAAACAUCUCCGAAAGCAUGCGCCUAGAAUCUGAACUACGAAAAUGGAUCGGCAUCAAACAACAACCACUAACAUCAUCCUUUAACAAAUCCAACAUAGAAAACUCUGAACCAAAACCAAAUAUAUCCUUAGAACUAAUAACCAACAAACCCAACCGAGACAUAGACAAUCCUAGAUUAGUCAGAAGGCACGCGAUCAAAGAUAAAACUAAGAGUAAAGUUAUGAGAAGACGUAAAGUGAUAAUGGAUAAAAUUCCUGAGACUUAUAGCGAACUUGACGUGUUCGAUCCUAAUAAUUAUGGACAGGAUUUCGAGUUUUAUGAGGCUAUCAAAAGGAGGGAUGAUACUUUCUAUGUGGUUUCGUUCCAUUUGGAUCAUUUGCUACUGCCUGCAUUGGCUCAUAACAAUACGUCGAGGCCUAAAAUGAGUCUGCUGAUGCCGGUGCUUGGGAAAAAUAGUAAGUAGAUAGAAUUAUAUAUACAAUAAAUAUUUUAUUACUUA